AUGGCCCAAAACAACAGAGCCAAGACCCUUCGUGCCCUCCACCAACCCGGCAACGCCCUGCUUCUGACAAACGUCCACGAUGCAGCAACAGCCUCACUGAUCGCCUCACUGCCAACCGCCGCCGCCAUCGCAACAGCCUCCUACGCCAUCGCCGCCUCGAUCGGCGUAGAUGAUAACGCACUCACAAAAUCCCAGAACCUGACUGCGAUAGCCGCCAUUGCAUCCGCUGUUCGCGCCAUAAAUCCCGCAAAGCCACUAACCGUCGAUCUGCAGGACGGUUACGGCGAUACGGCCCAGUUGGCCGAUACCAUUAAGCAGGUCAUCGCAUUAGGCGCUGUUGGGUGUAACAUUGAAGAUAUGGAUGCGGCGGGUGUGCUGCGGUCGGUGGGUGAGGCUGCCCAGCGGGUGGAGACUGUGGUUAAGGCUGCGGCGGAGGCGGGCGUUCCCGACUUCGUUGUUAACGCCCGGACGGAUGUUUUGGGGGCCGGCGGAACCAUUGAUCAGGCUAUCGAGCGUGGCAAGGCAUUUUUGGAAGCUGGCGCUUGUACGGUGUUUGUUUGGGGUGGGCCGAGUGGGAGAGGCGUUUCAAGUGAGGAGAUAAGGAGAUUGGUUUGUGCUUUGGGUGGAAUGGUCAAUGUGAAGAUGAAUCUUAGGGAGGGCUUUCUUGGUGUGAAAGAGAUUCGGGAACUGGGUGUUGCGAGGAUUAGUGUCGGCCCUGAGCUGUGGAAAAUCGCUAUGAAGGCUUUUACUGAUCAAGCAGAGAGCUUGUUAGCUUUGUGA
This is a messenger RNA of Penicillium soppii, 780 nucleotides long. Its product is annotated as isocitrate lyase/PEP mutase family protein. Lineage: Eukaryota; Fungi; Ascomycota; Eurotiomycetes; Eurotiales; Aspergillaceae. The transcript has a single exon. The record is from RefSeq and is a predicted model, not a curated record. Bases 1 to 780 code for a protein of 259 amino acids. Gene Ontology annotation, molecular function: catalytic activity.